UUGAGAGUGAACUCAGCUGGGGUUUAUUUACACAGUGGUCGGUUAAAUCGAGCAGAUUUAUCAAGAUACUGGGCCGUUGUACAUCCAUUGAAACGCCGACUAACGCGGACACGUGCGAAGCAAGUCGUAUUUCUGAUUUGGACCGUAUCAUUCCUUCUUGCAAUUGCGCAACUCAUUGUUAGUCAUACUAAGAACCGUACAUUCAACAAUACAACAAUACAAGAGUGUAAUGAAUUCUGGCCGUCAGAACAAGCCAAGGCGGCAUACGCGAUGUUUGUCGUGGUAUCAACAUAUUGUAUCCCUUUGAGUGUAUUGACUUUUACUUAUUGGAGGAUUGCCUCAACAUUAUGGAGUAGGAUUCCACCUGGGAACAGAGAUGAAAUACGGGAUGAGACACAACUCCGCUCAAAAAAGAGAAUCGUUAAGAUGUUAGUAACGAUCGUGCUUGUAUUCGGGAUAUGUUGGUUUCCACUCAAUCUCUUCAAUGCUAGUGUUGACUUAUUUCCCAAACUACUCAAUCAGAUAACAACAGCUGAAGCUGAACGGGCAUACCUAGCUAUAUUCUUCAGUUGUCAUUGGCUGGCGAUGUCGAAUAGUUUCGCCAAUCCAAUCAUCUAUGGUUUUCUUAAUGAGAGUUUUCGGAAUGACAUGAGAGACAUCUUACGACGAUGUCCCUGUAUCAAAAGAAACGGCCAUAAUGCAUUCGUAUCAAGGACUAAUUCUACACGUGCUUGGACAUUCCAAAAUGGCAGUGUGAGGUCGUCGAUGAGAUCAUUACGAGGCUCACGGUCAUCUACAUCUGAAAAGUCGAGAUCCCAGAGGGCAUCCUACCGAGCUCCAGUCACAACGUUAUUGAAUGGAGCGACACAUAUGCCCCUUGACAGAAAAUCGACGUCGUACAGCAUUGACGAUGAUAACGAUAUGCUAUGUUCUAACCUACAAACAUUGGAACGUGGCGAUCAAGUUGGAAUUUCAGCCGUCUAACAUUGAAUCUAAGUAAUCGAAUGAUAUUCGAUGUAAUUAAUGGAUACGUUCUGGGCAUACGGCCAUCUCAUAUCAACAAAAUUCAGACUAUCUGGGAUAAAAGAGAUGAUCGUGGAUUUGAACAAUUACAACUCUGAACAAUUUUACAAUGUCUUAGUUCUCAAAUUACUCAUCUUAUUACCAAUGAGACUAUGGAGUACUUGGGAUGAUCGUUAGUGAAAAAUAAAUGGAUUGCAUAAUUACGAUUUUACAAAAUGUAUUAACAAAGAAGGGUUUAAAGGCUAUGGGACGAGGUGUGUACAGAUGUGCUUACACAUGUGCUUACACAUGUUAGAAGUGAAUCAAAUAUCAAAGCAGAUAGAUAAGAAAUAAAUCAAUGAAUGCAAAUGGUCAGAUGAGAACCAAUGAAUGGAAGUGUAUAAGAAAUUAUAUCAAUACAGUCUUGCAAAUGGUCAGAUAAGAACCAAUGAUUUGAAAGUGCAUGAGAAAUGAUACCAAUGCAGUGUUGCAAAUGAUCAGAUGAGAACCAAUGAUUUGAAAGUGUAUGAGAAAUGAUAUCAAUACAGUGUUGCAAAU
Molecule: messenger RNA, 1560 nt
Organism: Owenia fusiformis
Lineage: Eukaryota; Metazoa; Annelida; Polychaeta; Sabellida; Oweniidae
Source: the annotation of a GenBank genome assembly